Ricinus communis (castor bean) is the source of this 6821-nucleotide messenger RNA. RefSeq names its product retrovirus-related Pol polyprotein from transposon 17.6. The record is from RefSeq and is a predicted model, not a curated record. NCBI's taxonomy places the organism in Eukaryota, Viridiplantae, Streptophyta, Magnoliopsida, Malpighiales, Euphorbiaceae.
UUCCAGAUUGUUGUAGAAGCAGUAGAUGGCUUGGCGAGCAAGUUGAUUGCAUUCUGUAUGCAUCCCCCCUUUUCCUUCUUCUUCUUUUUAAUAUAAAAAGGAAGGCAAAAGCCUAAAAGACGAUAUAUGCGCAAGUGUUUGAUGGUGGGACCCACUUAAAUUCCCCCCAACUUCUAAGGCAAGCAAGAGCAGCGUGUAUGCUGGCGCAUAUAACUUCUCAGCCAAGUAGCCACGUCAGCUUCUGUCCCUAUUAUGACAUACUUUUGCCAAAUUCCCACGCUCGCACAUUCUCUCGCUAAACCAAAUGUUCCCUUAACUCUGCUCUGCUCUGCUUGUUAUUUCCCGCGUUUCUGUUUCUUUAAAUUUUUAUAUUUUUUCUAUUCAGAGAUAAAGACGUCAUUCCCUCUCAAAUUAACCCACUUCUUAAUUCCCCCAUUUUUGGGAGAGGAAUGAAACAUUACUUCUUAUCUGGUUGGUAUAUUUUUAAUAUUUCCAAAGCAUUUAUACAUUAAUUGCUUUUCAUCUUUCUCUGCUAUCGUUUUUUCAAUUUAACUUCGUUUUUUUUUUUUUUUCUCUUUGCUUGUGUCUUUUGCUUACAGCUAUGACAAUUCCAACACGGUCAGACCAUUCAAUUCCGCUAGUUGGAUAUAGAUUCCAUCCCACCGAUUAUGAAGCGGCUGAUCAUUUUUUGAAGCGAAAAAUGAUUGGCCGUGAUAAUGGCAAGCCACCAAUCUCUCAAAUUAAAGUUUGUGAUUUUGAGCCUUGUGAUAUUCCUGCUCUUGUCAACGCAAAAUUAGAGGAUCAAGUGUGGUAUUUCUUUUGUCCCCGCGACUACCAAGUAUUUGCAUAGUAGGCGGUCUAACCGGAGAACGAAGGCUAGAUACUGGAAACCUACCGGCAAGCCUCGUAAGGUGAAGGCUAAGCGUACCGAGGAAGAGAUUGGUACAAAAAGAAGUUUGGUCUUUUAUAUUAAAGAUCAUCCUAAACCGAGAAGGACCAAGUGGAUCAUGCACGAACAUGAAUGCAGUCCAAAUUCCACCUUGGCAACUCAGGGGAAUUUUCUCCUUUGUAAAUUAAAGUCAAAGCUGGAUGAGAAUAUCAACAAGGAGGAACCAAGUCCUGUGGCUUCGGCUUCUGUAUUUGAAGAUCAACUUAAGAAAGAUUGAGACUUUUAGACCAAGCUUUCAGCAAAAGCAGUGGGCAGGGCACUAGUUCCGGAACUUAAACUAUCGUUUGAGCAUGUGAGUCAGGAAGUGUUGGUGGUAGAAGGAAUUUCAAAUGAAAUAGCUGCUAAUUCAUCUUCGGAUGAAUAUGAACCGAGCAUCGGUUCAACUAUUGGCUUUGAAAAUCAUAAUUUGAUUAAGAUGACUGCUAUGUCAACCUAUGACAAAGGUGACCUGAAUUGUGUCAAAAGCCCAGUUGUGAAAGGCCCUAGCCCUACGUUUCAGGUGCAAGUCACUAAGGAAUAGCAGAGGAUAAGCUAAAGGAAAGAGGUGUUGAGCUGUUGGUUGUUAUUUGAAUAGAUUUGUUUGCUAGCUAAAGUUUGUUAUUGUUGUAGCAUUGUUGGUCACUCUUUUGUCAAUAUUCCUUUCUCUUGUGGAAAUGAUUAGUUGAAUAUGACAGCUGUUAAAUCGUUAUUUUAAUUUGUCUUUUUGCCAAUUAUACUCUAUUUAUUCCUUGUUUUUGAGAGGUUGUGGAUGCAGAAUUUUAUCAAUGAAUAUCAAGCCAUUUUUGACGGUUUCUCUCAAAAGCUUCUUUCUAUUUUCUUAUUCUUAAGCUUCUCUCAUUUUCGAUUUCUUAUUCCGUUGCAAUCCAACUCUGAUGAGCCAGGAUCUUGACAGUUUGGUAUCAGAGCAAAUAGAUCUUGGUGAGACUAUAGCCGCUAUGGCGAAGAAGAAAGCUACGGUUAAUGAUGGGUCUGGACUCCAAUCAAUGGAGGAACAAAUGAAGAUACUGGAUCAAAGGUCUGAAGAAUUUUGCAAGGAGGUCUUUGUUCAUUUGGAAAUGCAAAAUCAGCAGUUCCAUGCACAAAAAGAAGCCCAGGAAAUGGCACAAACUUCUCGGCAAGCAUUACAACAACAGAUGGCACAAAUGAUGGAGAUGCUUCAAACUUUGUCUACUAGUACAGCUCCUAAAGUUCAUCAAUCAAUUCCUAUAUCAGUGCCACCAGUUCCUGUAGCAGCUGAGGGCAGGCAACGCCACAUCAAUUUGGGCAGCGCAAAUAUUGAAACUCAGACAAAAACUCAUCAUGGUAGUACCAACAAUGAUAGUCGAGGUAUACUUCCAUCUCCCUCUACUAUAAAUAGAAAUGUUACUAGACAAAAAAUUGGUCAAUCUGUCGUAAAAUUUGGGCAGACAAACUAGAACUCCAGUUUUGGAAGUAUGGGAGGCAGGAUUCCAAAAGUGGAGUUAUCUCACUUUGAAGGGAAUAAUCCUAGACUGUGGAUCAGAAAAUGUGAGAAAUAUUUUCAGUUGUACUCUAUUCCAAAUGAGAUAUAGCAUUUUUGUAUUUAGGGGAUAGAGCUGAUAUAUGGUACCAAGGAUGGCAGGCUCAAACUAGAAGUAGUGAUUGGGGUAAGUUUAGUGAAGAGCUAUGUAGGAGAUUUGGGGAAUUAGCAGUUGAGGAUGUUGUUGAAGAAUUCAAUAAAUUAAAGCAAAAGAACUCUGUGUUAGAAUACCAAGAAAAAUUUGAGGAACUUAAAUCCUUGAUGCUUAAAUAUCACCCUUGGCUAGAUGAACACUAUUUUGUCUCUAGUUUCAUCAGUGGAUUAGGGAAAGAGCUGAGACCCUUGGUAAAGCUUUUCAAACCCAAUACUUUAAUACAAGCUUGUGAGCAAGCAAGACUUCAAGAGUAGUCCUUUCAAGCUCUCCUCAGAAACAUAAGUUUUCUAUCUCUACCAAAGCUCAAAGUUCAUCCUCCACUUUUAUUAAAAGCCAACUUAAUUUCUCUAGUAGCACCAAAAUAUCACUUAAACUUGAAACACUUAACCCUUCCAAUUCAAACACUAGUCAAUCCGACACUUUCAGAACCAAUUCAUUGCCAAAAAGGAGUUACGGGCGGUGUUACAAAUGUGGUGAUGAGUACUUUGUGGGGCAUGUAUGUAAUAAGCAAUUAAAUGUGCUCACGGGUGUAGAAGCAGAGGAAGAAGAAGUCAAAGAAGGGGAUGAGAGAGUGAUAGAGUCAGAAAAUGUAGAGGAUAGUAUUGAGAUAUCCCUUCAUGCCAUUGAGGGCAUUGAGGCAGCCAAUUCCUUGAAAAUUAGAGGGGAGGUAAAUGGAAAGCAAAUAAUGGUUUGGUUGAUAGUGGAAGCACCUAUAGUUUUAUGGAUGCUAAAAUGGUUAAAAACAUAGAUUGGCCUAUUUCUAAGGCAAAAACACUUUGGGUUACGGUUGCUAAUGGACAGCAUAUGAUCAGCAAAAAAACAUGUGAGAAGUUUAGGUGGAAGAUGCAUGGUCAUGAAUUUGAUUAUAGUUUCAGGGUUCUAAAGUUGAGAGGGCAUGACAUGGUUUUAGGUGUGGAUUGGAUGAGGCAUUUUAGCCCUAUGUCCUUUGAUUUUAUGAAAAUGACAUUGUCAUUCAAGUAUAGUGAGGAGAAUGUGUUUCUUGCUGGUAUUACUGAAAAGGGGGAAUUAAGGUCUAUGACUUGUAAAAGUUUACAGAAAUUGAUGAAGAAAGGGUGGCAUAAGCUAACUGGACAAUUAUUUUCUGUAUCAUGUGUUACCAGCCCCGAAAAUUAUACACUCAAACCUACCUCUAAAAAUCCACCGAUUUCCGAACCAAUCCAAGGCAUUAUUCUGAUGGGUUUGCAGAAUCCAAUACACUACCACCAACAAGAAACUUUGAUCAUGCCAUUCCAUUAGGACCAUAUUCUCAACCAGUAAAUAUAAGGCCUUACAAGUAUCCCUACUUUCAGAAAACUGAGAUUGAAUAGCAAGUGGCAGAAAUGUUGAAUAAUGGCAUCAUCUAACCAAGUAACAGCCUCUUUGCAUCUCUUGUACUCCUUGUUAAGAAGAAAGAUGGGAGUUGGAGGUUCUAUGUCGAUUAUAGGCAACUUAACACUCAAACGGUAAAGGACAAGUUUCCAAUUCCUGUGAUUGAAGAUCUUCUAGAUGAGUUGAAUGGAGCCUCUUUCUUCACCAAACUAGAUUUAAGAUCCGGUUACCACCAUAUUAGAGUUACAGCAACUGAUGUUCCUAAAACUGCCUUUCGCACACAUCAUGGUCAUUAUGAAUUCUUGGUUAUGCCAUUUACGCUAACAAAUGCUCUUGCCACUUUCCAAGCUCUAAUGAAAAAAGUGUUUGGUGCUUAUCUUAGAAGGUUCAUAUUGGUGUUCUUUGAUGACAUACUCAUUUAUAGCAGCAGCAUAAAGAACCACCUUCAACAUUUGAACACUGCCUUACAGCUGCUUAGGAAGCACCAAUUAUUUGUCAAACUGACGAACUGCACUUUUGCACAUCCUCAAGUGGAGUAUUUGGGACAUAUCAUUGAUCAAAGAGGUGUCAGCACUGAUCCUAGCAAGAUUAUAACGACGAGGGAAUGGCCCACUCCAAUUGAGAUUAAAUCCUUGAGAGGAUUCCUGGUAUUGACUGGUUAUUACAGGAAGUUUAUAAAAGGUUAUAGAGUCAUCAGUAGACCAUUGACAGAGCUCCUCAAGAAAAAUUCCUUUUAUUGGAGCUCUACAGUUGAAGAGGCAUUUCAGCAACUCAAACAAGCCAUGUGGAAAAGGAAUGGGAGCGGUACUAAUGCAAAACCAAAAACCUUUAGCUUAUAUUAGUAAGGCUUUUGGCAGGAAGCAGAUGGAUGCAUCAGUAUAUGAGAAAGAGCUAAUGGUCAUACUUUUUGCAGUAGGAAAAUGGAGACAUUAUUUAUGCAAUGCUCUAUUUAUUAUAAAGACUGACCAAGAGAGCAUCAAGUUCCUUUUACAGUAGAAGCUUUAUUCACAUUUACAACAAAAAGGACUCUCUAAAUUGCUAGGGCUGGAUUUUAGCAUCUUAUAUCGCAAGGGAGUCGAAAAUAAGGCAGCAGAUGCCCUUUCAAGGAAGGGUUGGCCUGAAGAUGGAAUAGGCAGCUGCUAUUCUCUUAUUUCUGCUGUACCACCACUAUGGAUGGAAGAGGUUAUCAGCAGCUAUAAUGGUGACAAAACAAUUUCAAGUAUCCUAAAAGCUUUACUUGUUGAUGGUAAGUCCAAGGAGCCAUAUGUUUGUAUUAAUGGCCUUCUUAGAUAUAAAGGCAGAAUUAUGAUUAGUGCCAAUAGGGAUUUGAGAUCCAGAAUUCUGCAAGAAUGUCAUAAUUCUCCUAUGGGUGGCCAUUCUGGUAUUAAAAGUACUUAUGACAGGGUUAAGGCUUUUUUCUUUUGGCAAGGAAUGAAGUCUGAUAUAUAUACUUGGGUAUUGCAGUGUGAGGUGUGUCAGAAAUUUAAGACCGAGAAUGUUGCAUUCCCUGGCUUAUUACAUCCCUUGCCAAUUCCUGACAGAGCUUGGGAAUCCAUCUCCAUGGACUUCAUUGAGCAUCUCCCUCAGUCUGAAAGCAAGGAUACUAUUAUGGUUGUUGCAGACAGAUUCUCUAAGUAUGCUCAUUUCAUACCUUUGUCUCACACUUUUACAGCUUCAAAGGUGGCACAAUUAUUUCUUAGCCAUAAUUACAAGCUUCAUGGGUUGCCUAAAGAUAUAACUACAGACAGAGACAAGAUCUUCACUAGUGUGUUUUAGCAAGAACUCUUUAAAAUGGUGGGAGUUAAACUCAAUUUGAGCACCUCCUAUCACCCUCAGUCUGAUGGCCAAACCGAAAGAGUUAACAUGUGCUUGGAAAAUUACCUGCAAUGUAUGACUUUCCAAAAGCCUAAGUCAUGGUGCAAAUGGCUCUACCUAGCUGAGUGGUGGUAUAACACUACUUACCAUACUAGCCUGAAAAUGUCUCCAUAUCAAGCUUUAUAUGGGCAUCCUCCUCAACAACUCACUAUAGUGCCUGCUACCUCAACUUAUAUAGCUACUAUGGAUGAAUUGCUGUAACAGAGAAGAGAAAUGGACCAGAUCAUCAAAGAUCAAUUAUUGAUGGCUCAAAACAGGUACAAACAGUUUGUUGACCAAAAAAGAAGUGAAAGAGCAUUUGCAGUAGGGGAUUUAGUUCUUUUAAAAUUGCAACCUUAUCGACAGAAUUAUGUAGUUAUCAGAAAAUGCAUAAAACUGUCAGCUAAGUUUUAUGGUCCUUACAAAGUGCUGGCCAAAGUAGGUCCCAUGGCCUAUAAAUUGGAAUUGCCUCCAGGUUUCCAGAUUCAUCCUAUCUUCCAUGUUUCCUUGCUAAGACAAUUCAAAGGAGACUCCACUAGUUGUUCAUCACAAUCCCCAACUUUACACAAAAGUGGAGAGUUAAAAGUAUUUCCCUUGGCGAUUCUUCAACACAAAGAAGUUAUUAGAAAGAAGCUUCCAGUUCAACAAGUAUUAGUUCAAUGGGCUAAUCUAUCUGCAGAUGAUGCUACUUGGGAGGAUCUGCGAUUUCUGAAAUGUCAAUUUCCAGAUUUUUUCUUGAGGACAAGGAAGUUCUUCAAGAAGGGGGUAAUGUCAAAAGCCCAGUUGUGAAAGGCCCUACGUUUCAAGUGCAAGUCACUAAGGAAUAGCAGAUGAUAAGCUAAAGGAAAGAGGUGUUGAGCUGUUGGUUGUUAUUUGAAUGGAUAUAUUUGCUAGCUAGAGUUUGUUAUUGCUGUAGCAUUGUUGGUCACUCUUUUAUCGAUAUUCCUUCUGUUGUGGAAAUGAUUAGCUGAAUAUGACAGCUGUUAAAUCGUUAUUUUAAUUUGUCUUUUUGCCAAUUAUAGGCUAUUUAUUCCUUA